AUGGAUUUCGUUACUGCUGAUGACGCCACGAUCCGCAACGUCGUCACUGAAGCCAUCACUCCAACGGCCGCGUCGGCCACCGUAUCGGAAGACAUGCGCUUAAGCUUGUGUACAGUCAUUGCCCGGCUUCGGGCGUCUGGCUGGUACUACGAGGGCGCCAAUGAACAGACCAUGGCCACGGAAGCGCUGACCAGAAUGCCUGCAGGCAGAUUUUUCAUUCGAGAUUCCACACACUUGGGACACCUGUUCACGAUGGACUUUCAAACAGGCCGAAUCGGCGAAUCCCGGAUCAGAAGCGUCCGGUUCACGUACGUGGAUGGAAUGUUCGGCCUAGACAUGAUGCCACGGCACGCAGGUGCUCGCUGCGUCCCGAAGUUCCGGUGUCCGAUCGAUCUGGUCGAAUACUAUACACGGAUGUGCCGGAUCCAGGUGGCCCGCCAGAAACCCGUGUACCCUAUAUGGGCUGACCAGCAUGGCAAGUCCUUCUCGUGGCGGAUCCUCAUCCGGCCAAUGGUUAAGGUCACCGCCGAAGAGUUCCCGUCGCUAAAGCACAAGACCCGCCUGAUAAUCAACCGGCACAAUCAACUCAUCACAAUGGCUUCUACAACACAACCAAUACCAAACCAAUUGAUCGAAUAUUUACUUCAAUAUCCGUAUAGCCUGUAA
Molecule: messenger RNA, 666 nt
Organism: Acyrthosiphon pisum (pea aphid)
Lineage: Eukaryota; Metazoa; Arthropoda; Insecta; Hemiptera; Aphididae
Product: cytokine-inducible SH2-containing protein-like
Exons: 1
Coding region: 1-666 (221 amino acids)
Biological process (GO): phosphatidylinositol phosphate biosynthetic process; intracellular signal transduction
Cellular component (GO): phosphatidylinositol 3-kinase complex
Molecular function (GO): 1-phosphatidylinositol-3-kinase regulator activity
Source: RefSeq, a predicted model, not a curated record